Messenger RNA from Gigantopelta aegis, 570 nucleotides. RefSeq lists its product as uncharacterized. Gene Ontology annotation, biological process: proteolysis. The transcript has a single exon. The record is from RefSeq and is a predicted model, not a curated record. Gene Ontology annotation, molecular function: aspartic-type endopeptidase activity. Lineage: Eukaryota; Metazoa; Mollusca; Gastropoda; Neomphalida; Peltospiridae. The coding region runs from base 1 to 570 and encodes 189 amino acids.
AUGGUAAAAUGUGUCGAUUUUUCAUCAUCUGUAUUUGAUGAUAAAGAGCAUGUAUUCUCCAUCACUGACAAGAUUGUCAACUCGCCAAAGAUCACAGCAUGCAUCAUGAACUGUCCCAAUGACUUUGUGAUUGAUACUGGUGCUUCUGUUAAUAUCAUAGGUCAUUCUACAUACGAUGCACUCGCCAACAAACGCAGGAUUCAAUCUCCAGUGCUAAACUUAUAUGCAUUUGGCUCUACAAAUCCUCCUCCUGUACAAGGUUUCUUUGAUUCGGAAAUAAGCUAUGAGUCUAACAAAACUCUGGCAAAGUUCUGCGUAUUAGAAUCAAACACCUCCAGCAACCUUCUGAGUGGUGAAACAGCCCAGAGGAUGCAGCUGAUCCAUUUCUCCCUUCAAACUGGUCCAAAAACCAUCCCUGAUGAGUUUCCCGCCUUAUUUGAUGGAACUAUGGGUCGGAUCAAGGACAUCAAAAUCAAGUUACAUAUUGACACAUCUGUACCACAAGUAUCACAGAGACAUAGACACAUUCCGUUUCACAUCCGCAAAGAUGUUGAGAAGGAACUCAAUUGA